GGCAAAACGGGUAGACGCGCACCGACGAUAAAUGUGUUUACCUAUACCUAUACCCCUAUAUGCCUUAUCUACCUAUACAUUGUUUUUGAAAGGUAUUUUAUUGUCAUUUAUUUUUGUAAGGCGAUAUAAACAGAACUAUUUUAUAUUUAGCGAUUGAAUUAAGUAAAUCUUAACAAUUAACUUAGUUAUCAUGAAGCUUGGUCAUAAAGCUAUCGCCGUGAGCACGCUCUUACUACCAGGUGCUCUGGCAUGGGGAAGCCUGGGACACAUCACUGUGGCUUACAUAGCAACAAAUUUGGUCAAGGAUGAUACGACUGCAUUCUUCCAGAAUAUCCUACAGAAUGAUACCGAGCAUUACCUCGCUGGGGUAGCUACUUGGGCGGAUAGCAUCAGGUACACGAAAUGGGGGCGAUUCUCCAAGAAUUUCCAUUUCAUCGAUGCGAAAGACACGCCACCGACGUACUGCGGUGUAGACUUUGAGAGGGACUGCAAGGAGGAUGGCUGUGUUGUGAGCUCGAUCCAGAAUUACACGUCCCAACUACUCGAUACCGGGCUGUGGCCGUCGCGGAGAAACCAAGCUGCUAAAUUCGUUAUUCAUUUCGUCGGCGAUAUCCAUCAACCUCUGCACGUGGAAAACGUCGCUUAUGGAGGCAACGGUAUCCACGUCAAAUGGGAGUCAUCCGAACUGAAUUUGCACCACGUCUGGGACACGAGCAUCGCAGAAAAGAUGCUGGGAGGCAUCCAUAGGAAGCCUUAUGUGGCUGGGUUCGCAUGGGCGGCCAACCUUACCCACCAAAUCAAGUCGGGCAAGUAUGAGGCAGCCAGUAAACUUUGGAAUGUCGGCCUUAGUUUCGAUGAUCCUAUCCAGACGGCCAUGGGCUGGGCAAACGAGUCUAAUGCUAUUGUUUGCUCCCACGUGCUCCCUGAAGGACCUGAAGCAAUUGUUGGUCAGGAGCUCGCGGGCGAUUACUAUGAGAAAGCCGCCCCGGUGAUCGAGCUUCAGGUGGCCAAGGCAGGAUACCGCCUCGCGACCUGGCUAGACCUCAUAGCUGACAAAGCUUCUGGAACGGCUCAGCCUAUUGACGAACUAUAACGGGAGCCUUUCAAAGGAUCUCCAAAAUUAGAAUCUUUAGUAAAUCUGGUCCCAAAGAUAUGUUAGAUAGGGAUAGGAAUGAAAUCCAAAAAAUUGAAAUGCUGCCAUAUUGAAAAAUAAA
Messenger RNA from Daldinia vernicosa, 1214 nucleotides. Its product is annotated as S1/P1 nuclease. The transcript has 3 exons. Bases 191 to 1093 code for a protein of 300 amino acids. Lineage: Eukaryota; Fungi; Ascomycota; Sordariomycetes; Xylariales; Hypoxylaceae. The record is from RefSeq and is a predicted model, not a curated record. Gene Ontology annotation, molecular function: nucleic acid binding; endonuclease activity. Gene Ontology annotation, biological process: DNA catabolic process.